Molecule: messenger RNA, 6718 nt
Organism: Peromyscus maniculatus bairdii (prairie deer mouse)
Lineage: Eukaryota; Metazoa; Chordata; Mammalia; Rodentia; Cricetidae
Source: RefSeq, a predicted model, not a curated record
CAGCUCGCUGCCCAGCCCCGCCUUUUGUCCACGUCCCGCUUCUCCUGGCCAAUGUCCCGUCCUGUGGCUGCGGCCAGCCCCUCUCCGGGGCUGUUUCCAUUGGUCCCGAGGCUAUCCCACGGCUGCCCUACCCGGAAGUAGCCUUGGGGAGGCGGUUUCCUAGACUACGACACCGGAAAGCUGGGGGCGGUGCUCUGGGCCGUGGAGGGCGGAGGGUGGUGGCAGCGCUGGCGCUGGGGACCGGCUCGGUGGCUUCGGCACACAGUUUGGCGCCGGCGGCCGCCGGCCUCGCUCCGCAGCUCGCCCUCGACACGGCUCGCCAGCCUCCUCGCCGCCGGCAGCCCGCGAUGUGGCCCACCGGGCGGGUGUAGCAGCUGCGCGUGCGCGGAACCGCGGGGCCAUGAGCGAAGCCGGCGGCGGCGGCGGCGGUCGGGGCUGUGGGUGCCGGGUCCCCCAGCGAGCGCCAUGGAGCCUGGUGGCAGCGACGGCCUCUCUCUGCCUGGUGUUGGCCACGUCCGUGUGCACGGCGAGGGCCGCGCCCAUGAGUAGGGAAGAGAAGCAGAAGCUUGGAAAUCAAGUCCUGGAAAUGUUUGAUCAUGCUUAUGGCAACUAUAUGGAACAUGCUUACCCAGCUGACGAACUCAUGCCUUUAACCUGUAGAGGCCGCGUCAGAGGCCAGGAGCCGAGCCGGGGUGAUGUAGACGAUGCCUUGGGAAAGUUUUCCCUAACACUGAUCGAUUCUUUGGAUACUCUUGUGGUUUUAAACAAAACUAAGGAAUUUGAAGAUGCCGUGAGAAAAGUCUUACGAGAUGUUAAUUUAGAUAAUGAUGUGGUUGUAUCAGUCUUUGAGACAAACAUCAGAGUUCUUGGGGGUCUUUUAGGCGGACACUCACUGGCGAUCAUGCUGAAGGAAAAAGGGGAAUACAUGCAGUGGUACAAUGAUGAACUUCUCCAAAUGGCAAAGCAGCUGGGCUACAAACUCUUACCAGCUUUCAACACCACCAGCGGCCUUCCUUAUCCCCGAAUUAAUUUAAAGUUUGGCAUCAGAAAGCCGGAAGCUCGGACAGGAACUGAGACAGACACCUGUACAGCCUGUGCGGGGACCUUGAUCCUGGAGUUCGCUGCACUGAGUCGGUUCACAGGAGCGACAAUAUUUGAGGAAUAUGCAAGAAAAGCUCUUGAUUUUCUCUGGGAAAAAAGACAACGAAGUAGCAAUUUAGUAGGCGUGACUAUCAAUAUCCACACUGGAGACUGGGUGCGCAAAGAUAGUGGAGUUGGAGCAGGGAUUGAUUCAUAUUAUGAAUAUCUGUUGAAAGCCUAUGUCUUGCUUGGAGAUGACAGUUUUCUGGAAAGAUUUAAUACACAUUACGACGCCAUAAUGAGGUAUAUCAGCCAGCCACCUCUCCUACUUGAUGUGCAUAUCCACAAACCCAUGCUGAAUGCUCGGACCUGGAUGGAUUCUUUGCUCGCCUUUUUUCCAGGUUUGCAGGUUUUAAAGGGUGAUAUUAGACCUGCUAUUGAAACUCAUGAAAUGUUAUACCAGGUGAUUAAAAAACACAAUUUUCUACCAGAGGCAUUUACUACAGAUUUCAGGGUCCAUUGGGCUCAGCACCCUCUAAGGCCAGAGUUUGCAGAAAGUACCUACUUCUUAUAUAAAGCUACAGGAGACCCUUACUACCUUGAAGUAGGAAAAACACUUAUUGAGAAUUUGAACAAGUAUGCUCGAGUGCCUUGUGGAUUUGCUGCCAUGAAAGAUGUUCGCACUGGGAGCCAUGAGGACAGAAUGGAUUCGUUCUUCUUGGCUGAGAUGUUUAAAUAUCUCUACCUGUUAUUUGCUGACAAAGAAGACAUUAUUUUUGACAUAGAAGAUUACAUCUUUACAACAGAAGCUCAUCUGUUGCCCCUCUGGCUCUCCACCACAAAUCGCAGCAUCUCCAAGAAGAACACAACCUCGGAAUACACAGAACUGGAUGAUAGUAAUUUUGAUUGGACUUGUCCAAACACUCAGAUUCUUUUUCCUAAUGAUCCAUUGUAUGCUCAGAGCAUCCGUGAACCCUUGAAAAAUGUGGUGGAUAAGAGCUGUCCAAGAGGCAUCAUCAGAGUAGAGGAGAGUUUCAGAAGUGGAGCUAAACCUCCUCUGAGAGCCAGAGAUUUUAUGGCCACUAACCCUGAACAUUUAGAAAUCCUGAAGAAGAUGGGGGUGAGUUUGAUUCACCUCAAAGAUGGGCGAGUCCAGCUGGUCCAACAUGCAAUCCAAGCUGCUAGUUCCAUUGAUGCUGAAGAUGGGCUGCGGUUCAUGCAGGAGAUGAUUGAACUGUCGAGUCAGCAGCAGAAAGAGCAGCAGCUGCCUCCACGAGCUGUACAAAUUAUCUCCCACCCGUUUUUUGGCAGGGUAGUCUUAACCGCUGGACCAGCUCAGUUUGGGCUGGACCUAUCUAAACAUAAAGAGACAAGAGGAUUUGUUGCAAGCAGUAAACCUUACAAUGGUUGUUCAGAGCUCACUAACCCUGAGGCAGUGAUGGGAAAGAUUGCCUUGAUACAAAGAGGACAGUGCAUGUUUGCAGAAAAGGCACGCAACAUCCAGAAUGCCGGAGCCAUUGGCGGCAUCGUUAUUGAUGACAACGAGGGGAGCAGCAGCGACACCGCCCCCCUGUUCCAGAUGGCAGGCGAUGGCAAGGACACGGACGACAUCAAGAUCCCCAUGCUCUUCCUGUUCAGCAAAGAAGGCAGCAUCAUCCUGGAUGCCAUCCGGGAGCACGAGGAGGUGGAGGUGCUCCUUUCCGACAAAGCAAGAGACCGAGCAGCAAUAUUAAAAGGUAAAAUGAUUCCAAGCUACAUUAUUAACAGUAAUCCUGAAAUGGAGACUGAAGACCAGCCGUCUUCUGAAAAGGACUCUCAGAAUCAAAGUACAGAACAGAUACUGUCCCUUCCUCAGACAGUUGACCUGGUUGAUCAGGAGACCCCUGAAAACCCCCUAGAUUCUCACUCCGAGUCUUCAUCUCCAGCAGACAUCGAAGAGGCUGCUGGCUUUGCCCCUUCUGAACAGUUAUCUAGUUCCACAGAAAGCCUUGAGACUACAAGUCUUGAUGGUGAAUGUACAGAUUUAGAUAACCAACUUCAAGAACAAUCAGAAACUGAGGAAGAUUCCAAUCCUAAUGUUAGCUGGGGUAAAAAGGUCCAGCCUAUAGACUCCAUAUUAGCAGACUGGAAUGAAGAUAUAGAAGCAUUUGAAAUGAUGGAGAAGGAUGAACUCUGACUCUGUAAGGACUCUGGUGGUAGACAUUGAAAAAGAAGAGGUAAACUGUGGUUUUUGAUACCCUAUACCAAGCAGGCGCUCCUGGGAGGCUCUGAGCAGUGCUCAAAGCACGUUCUGACUGGGGUAAGUAGUUACUGUAGGAAUCUGGAGCAUGCUGUGUUAGAGCUGACCUCACCAAAACUGUCCUAUCCAAAGUGGAAACUCACAACCCCUCAAAUGAUGGUAUUACAUCCCCUGCAGCUCCCAGGCCAGGGGAGGAUGGCUGGCCAUUCCUGGGUAGACAGGACACGAAUUCUGCUGAUGGGAGGUGGGAACUCCAGCCAGUGCAGCUUUCUUAUUGAAGGGAGCUUCACUGCCUUGGGUUUGGGGUCAGAAGGUCUGCUGAGAAGAUUUGAAUGAGUGCUGUGGUACUCUGGCCUUGCUGCCUUCACGGGAACACUUUAAGUGACCUGCAGGUUAUGAAGCAGAGGCAUCCAUAGUAACAACUGUUUCUGCUCAUCGCUUUCACCUGCUUCAUUCAGUGAGAAAUGGUCAAGAUGACUUGAUUGCUUUUUCUCUCCCAACAAUGUCCUUGCAUUUAAACCAAAGGUGAAGCCAGUGUACUUUCUCCAGUGAGUUUUCCUAUAAAGACCUACUGUGGGGCCAGGAAGAGGGUCAUAUAGAUAGAGUGGGAACUGGUUGCUUGAUACCAGGGGUAAGUAGAGAGAAAGAGAAACUCUAAUGUUGCAAUCUCAACUUCGCAUUGGGCCAUAGGGGAAGCUAUGACUACUCUAAGUGGGAAUCAGCAUUAGCUCCUUGGGUGGAUGAGAUGUCUUUCCAGUUCCUUUCUCUAAGGUGGUUUCUCUAGCCAUCAGCCUUACUCCAUCCCAUGUUUAGUGUCCAGUUUGAGCCAGAAGGCUCCUCCCAAGCCUUGUUCCAUUUCCCUCUCUUAUGGAGCCAUGAUAACCCAUAGUAAUGGUCUGCAGUCCCGGGGUGACUACCACCUUUCUCCUUUGAAGUUGGUCUCUAACAUCACACCUAAGGAGUCUGUCACAUUUUUUGAUGAAUCAUGGAUUUAGGUUUAUUUAAUUUUGUUUUAACAAAUACUCCUUCUGAUGUGGACUUGAAAAUUAGCCCUUGGUGACCUGUGUAAAAAACAAAAACAAAAACUAUAUAGCCAUAUAAGAAAAAAAAAAGGUUUCCUUCCUUCCUUCCUUCCUUCCUUCCUUCCUUCCUUCCUUCCUUCCUUCCUUUCUUUCUUUCUUUCUUUCUUUCUUCCUGUGGCAGUCUGGGCUGGCCAUAUUUAUUAUUUUUGGUUUUGCUUAUUGAUAGUUCUACAUUGGAAUCAUGGUUUUAUUCAUUUUAUUUAUUUUUAAACUUAUUUUAAUUACUUCUAAAGGAAUAUUUGAGAGACUUCAUUCCUUUUUACCAUGGCAUUACACCAUAAUCUUUUUCUAAAACAUGGUUUUGAGGUACUGAAUAACUUAGACUAUACACGGAGCUAUUAAAGACAGUAGGGCUGUAUUGUAGUUGUGUAUAUUCAUGUACAGUUUGUCUUAGGUCCCAGGUAAACAUACCCUUUCAUAAGGGGAUGAAUACCUGCUUUCAAAAAUUCCAACUAAGCAUAAUUGGGUCAGUGAGUAAUAAAUCUUAGAGAAUUCCCUGGGGGACGGGGUAGUAUAACAAGUCCUUUAUUGGCUCGUAGUUAAACCUGACACCAAAAUGGGUAUUUUAGUCUCUCUGCAUGUGAAGUUUGGUGCAGGGAGUUAGAGCUGUAAUACGUACGUAGUGCAUACAGAGGGUAGACGUGCUUUGUUGUCCUAAUUUCAAGGCUGCGAGAUGGCGGAAGCUUAGCCACUUGACUUGGUUUACGGACUGGGGCUUGGAGAAAGGAACACUGUUCCUCUGAUGCUUUGAUUGCAGAAGCCGUAUAUGCAUUGAUUUUGUAUUUGUAGCUCAAAGCCGUUGUUGUCUAAACCUAACUCUUUUAAGUUAUCAAAGCAGCAUCAUUUUUUUCUCUCAAGAACUUAAUGGCAUGAAGGAUCCCAUGACAUGCAAGGAAAGGCCAGCUUUCUGCCACUCGCUGUUCCUUUGGCCACCAGGAGGCGCUGUUGCCCUUCAGUAAGGUUUAGAUGGGCUUAUUGAUUUGUUUAGAAAACCAAAUCCUUUAAAGAAAUAAAUUUAAAAUGUUUUACUUACUAUCUAGAAGGAAUAAUCCUCAGUUUUUCCCAUAAGAAGGAGGUAUAUGUUCCACUUCCAACCACAGCAUUCUAGCUAAUUCCACAUUCAUUUUCUUAUUUGACAUACUGCCGCAAGUAGUCUUUGAGUUCAUUAGAAAAUUUUAACAGCAUAGAUUUUUUUUAAUGUUUUUUUGUUGUUGUUUGUUAAAAACUUUUCAUAGAUAUUUUAUUUACUUGCUGAAGAUUCAGGGAAUUCUGAGACCCUGAGUUUAGAAACAUCUGGUCUACCUCAGUUAAAUGUUGACUGCUUAGAAAUCGAGCUGAAAUGAUCACCACAGCCAUAAAAUUGUUUGACUAAGAAAGAUUUAUAUAAUGUUUACAAACCUGGAAUCAAGUAUGGAUCUUACCUGAAAGUUAAAAGUUACCUGUUAGAGCAAGUAUUUAAUUCAGGUAUUUUCAAGUUUUAAAACUUGUUUGCCUAGUAAAAAUAGGUAUAGUUUUUUUUUCCUCACAUAGAAAGUCCAUUGAAAUUAUAUUCCCUAAUUUGCAAUGUUUUCCCCAUAAAAUUUAAGUGUGAAAGAACUGUAGUUUACUAGAUAUGUUUCAGGUGGGAUAUUUUGUUAGGUUUCCUUUUUUCUUUUUAACCUAUGUAAUAAGCUUCCAAAAAGAGUAUAAUUAUUUCAGAACAAAUUAUUUUGUAAUUUUCCUUUCCCUUUUUCUUUACAGUGUUAGAUAUUUUAAAAUGAAAAAUUAUGCACUCUCUGACUUUAAUUUCACUAAUGUAAUGAUUUUCUCGGGAAUUCUUUUAGUUUCAAAUUACCAUCAGAUAAACCUUUCUUAUAGCAAAGCCAGCUUUGUUCCUCACCAAAGCCCUGCCAGGUUCAUCAUGAAGAAGCUCAGCCUAAGUAAUUCAGGUAGUGCUUACCAUUUUAGAGGGUGGGUAGCAUUUAGGAAAUACUCCAACUGGUUGUUUUAUGCGCAAGGCUACAGUCAGAACAUAGAAAAAAACAUUCUGUGAAUGAAACAUUGUAUGUUCAGAUUUUAUAAAAGACAUUUUUAAAGCCCAAUUUACAGCCGUAUAUUUUCUUAUGAUGUAAUUUAUGAAAAAGCCGUCUGUACUAACAGGUGCUGUAACACUACUGUUGUUGGGUUUUAUCGUUUGGUGAUAAAUGUAUACAAUAUUUCUAAUGGAAACUAUGUACUGUGAUGUAAAAGUCUGGGCAAAAUGUAUAUAAUCCUUGUAUAUAAUUGUGUAUUGAUUAUAUUACUGAUUGUAAAUUUAAUAAAACAUGUAAAUAUUCUG